AGCAGUCUUAUUUCGUAUUCAGGUGCGGCUGGAAGGCACAGGUGCGCAGUCUGUGUAGCGUUACCUCCACGAGCGACUGUGUGGUUUUUUUUCCUCAAGAAAAAGUAACGUAAAUUUUCUGAAAAAGGGAGUACUGCUUUUUAAAUCGAACAGGUAUACCGAGGUGUCAGGACAAAAGGUCCUCUGUAAAGAUUUGUGGAACUUUUUUUUUUCUUGUUACGCUUCUUCAGCCGUCUAGUUCAAAGCGCUCCCAGAGCUUUUCUGAAGGUCCGAGAAAACUCGAAGUAAGGGCUAAGCGUGUUUCUGGAGUGAAGGAGUAAAAAUGGCCAACUCGGGGCUACAGCUCUUGGGUUUCACUCUAGCGCUUCUUGGCGUUAUCGGCCUUAUUAUCGGGACCAUUCUGCCUCAGUGGAAGAUGUCCGCCUACGUUGGGGACAAUAUCAUCACGGCCGUGGCCAUGUACCAGGGAUUGUGGAUGUCCUGUGCCUUCCAAAGCACCGGGCAGAUGCAGUGCAAAGUGUACGACUCGAUUCUCCAACUUGAUGGAGCCCUGCAGGCCACACGUGCUCUCAUGAUUGUGAGCAUCCUCUUGUCUGUGGUGGGUCUGGGAGCAGCCGCAAUGGGUAUGAAAUGCACGAACUGUGGCGGGGAUGACAAAAUUCGCAAGGCACGCAUCGCCAUGACAGGGGGUGUCAUCAUCCUCUUGGGAGCUUUAGCCGCUGUAGUGGCCUGUUCAUGGUUUGCCAACAACAUCAUCAAAGAUUUCUACAACCCUUUCACCCCAGUUAACACAAAAUAUGAGUUUGGAGCUGCCAUCUUUGUCGCCUGGGCUGGGGCCUUCCUGGACCUGCUGGGCGGUGGCAUGCUGGCUGCCUCCUGUCCCAGGGGGCGGCCCAAACAAACCAAAUAUCCUGUGAAAUCUACCCGCCCCCCAAGUAGCAGCAAAGAAUAUGUGUGAAUACCUGCAGGUUGCUAUAUGUGGAAUCCACAGUUGUCCUUCAGUCAUCUCAUUUAGCCUGUGUAUAAUUUAUCCUCCCCCUCCCCCCCCCCCUCUUUUUUUUGACUUCACUGGAUCUCUGGGGCACUUUUUGAAAGGACAAAUGCCCAAUGUCCUUUCAUAAGACUAAAGUGGUCUUAACCACUGAGGGGCCGCCUUAUUUUAGUGAAUCAUGGCACCUCAGAUGUCUCGUACACCAGUACUCCUUUUGUACAGGGUCACUGAGCUUCUGAACCACUUUUGUGCUUAAUGCAUAACUAUGCCACAAUCAUUUACUAAUGGUAAAUCACUCACCGCUUACUGCAGAAGUGUCUACUUCAGUGUCCCUCAGCCAAAGCUUAUUUCUUACAAUGUUUCUUUUAGUCCAUCCUACUUCCUGUUGUGACUUUUUGUGCAAGUGCUAUUUCAUACCCUUGUGGCAUUUUAUUGUAUAGUUAAAUUGGGGAAAAAAAAGGAAAAAAAACCUGCUGGUCACCAUUGGAUUGGCUUGAGUUUGAAGUCUCUCCCCCUCACAAGCUUUCCUUCCUGUACCUGGACGGCUGCACUCCGGCAUGUUUAAGGCACCUGAGCAGUACUUGGAGAUAAGCGGUGGCCUGUGGAUUCAAACCCAGUGCUGGGUUGUCGAAUGCAGCUGUGCCAGCUGGGGGACCAUUUUACCCAUUAGCACCAGUAUGUUUUUAUGGGGAUUAUGCCCUUUUUUUAUUGUGAAGUUUUAAAUAAAAGUUUAAUGCACCGA
This is a messenger RNA of Brienomyrus brachyistius, 1733 nucleotides long. RefSeq names its product claudin 7b (gene cldn7b). The coding region runs from base 323 to 958 and encodes 211 amino acids. The record is from RefSeq and is a predicted model, not a curated record. Gene Ontology annotation, biological process: cell adhesion; bicellular tight junction assembly. Lineage: Eukaryota; Metazoa; Chordata; Actinopteri; Osteoglossiformes; Mormyridae. The transcript has 4 exons. Gene Ontology annotation, molecular function: structural molecule activity. Gene Ontology annotation, cellular component: bicellular tight junction; plasma membrane.